AUUGAUAAAAUCUUAAUGUUAGUCUAACGCACUACAGUUUAAAUUCAGUUAGAUACUCGUACAGCCGAUAGCAACGGCGAUUCAUGCAAUCUCACUUCAGUUCAGAGAUAACUCUAACGCAGAUCAGCUGUUAUAGAUAAACAAACAAACAGUCUCAUCCUUCCAUCCCAAACUAUUGCAUAAACUGACACCACACCAACACAUUCUAAUGAGGUCGCUGAAUUCCGAGAUCCGAGCAAUGUGUUCGAGCACGAUGGGUGCGUUGCUGACGUUGGCGUAUUUUUUGCACUGCGAAGGUGCGCCGGCGCCGGCGCUCAACGACCGGCCCAUCAUCGGCGUGCUAGCCCAGGAGCAACACUACAAGUUCUGGGACAAGUAUCCUGAGAACUACACUAGUUACAUCGCGGCGUCGUAUGUGAAAGCUUUGGAGGCGUCCGGGGCAAGAGUUGUACCGAUAAUGAUCGGGAAAGACCGUGCAUAUUACAAAGAUAUUAUUGGAAAAUUAAACGGCGUCCUGUUCCCCGGCGGAGCAACAUACUUCAACCAGUCCAACGGUUUCGCAGACGCAGGGCAACAUAUCUACGAGUCAGCCAUCGAGAUCAACGAGGCCGGGGACUAUUUCCCUAUCUUCGGCACCUGUCUUGGCUUCGAGCUGAUCAUCAUACUGGCCUCGGGCCGGGGGCCGGUCGAGAACAGAGUCCAUUGCCACUCUUUUGGGAAUAGUCCUCUUAAUUUUACUAGUGAUUUCCGCAAGAGCAAGAUGUACAAGAGCGCUGGUGAAGACAUUAUCAAUAUAUUGUCCCGUGAAGACAUCACAGCCAACCAUCAUCAAUUUUGUAUUGUGGAUGAGAACCUGAAGUCUCACAACUUGACUAAAGAGUGGCGAGUAACGGCACACAGCAACGACGCCAACGGACUGGAAUUCAUAGCUAGUGUGGAACAUAAUAGGUAUCCGUUUUACGGCGUCCAGUUUCAUCCAGAAAAGAUCUACGAGUGGAAACAAACCAAGUCUUACCCUCACAGUUAUACUGCGAUCAAAGCGAAUCGUCACUUCAUGGAUUUCUUCGUGAACGAGUGUAGAAUGAACAAUCAUAAGUUUUCUGAUGAAGAAGAAGAGAAUAAGUGCCUUAUUUAUAAUUAUAAUACACAUUUUACUGGCGCUGAAGGUAGUGAAUAUCUGCAGUGUUAUUUCUUUGAGCCUAGGAAUGUUGGGAAAGGUAAAGAAAAUUAUUCCAAUGUUGCCAUUUAAGAUUAUAUUACCAUUUAAGUACAUAACAUUAUUGUUGAUUAGGUAUUGUUUAGUAUUAAUAGACGUAAUUCAUGAGUUUUUAAA
Molecule: messenger RNA, 1333 nt
Organism: Leguminivora glycinivorella
Lineage: Eukaryota; Metazoa; Arthropoda; Insecta; Lepidoptera; Tortricidae
Product: gamma-glutamyl hydrolase A-like
Exons: 7
Coding region: 209-1249 (346 amino acids)
Biological process (GO): tetrahydrofolylpolyglutamate metabolic process
Cellular component (GO): vacuole
Molecular function (GO): gamma-glutamyl-peptidase activity
Source: RefSeq, a predicted model, not a curated record